AUGGUGUUGAUGAUACGGAGUGCUAAAGCUUUGAGAUAUGUUCAUCCUCGUUUCAUGGAGACAGGUACUCUGACAACUGCUUUAUUCAACAGCCGACAGGACUUCUUGUCUUGCUGCGAAAGACACUUCUCCUGUCUCAGCAGCGAUAGAAAAAACCUCUCUUACAAAGAUAUAUUGACAAGUGGGAUUAGUGGUGGUAUUAAGAAAGACGAUGCUGUUCAUCUCUUUCAGUCGAUGCUUCGGUCUCAUCCCCUCCCUACUGUCAUUGAUUUCAAUAAACUGUUUACUGCCGUUGCCAAGACAAAACAGCACAACCUCGUGUUAUCCCUCUCCAAGCAGAUGGAAUUCAAAGGUAUUGCGUUUGACCUCUACACUCUCAACAUAACGAUGAAUUGCUUCUGCCGUCUCCAUAAACUCGGUUUAGCAUUUUCCGUUUUGAGCAAGAUCUUGAAACUUGGCUUUAACCCUAGCACAAUCACGUUUUCAACUUUGGUAAACGGGUUAUGUCUCCAAGGUAGAGUCUCUGAAGCUGUGGCACUAGUUGACCGUAUGGUGGAAAUGAAAGUUAGACCAGAUCUCAUCACGCUUACCACUCUUGUCAAUGGACUCUGUCUCAAAGGUUAUGUCUCUGAAGCAAUGAGUUUAAUUGAUAGAAUGGUGGAACACGGCUUCAAACCCGAUGGAGUUACCUACGGAACGGUUUUAAAUAGAAUGUGCAAGUCAGGGCAAACUUCCAUGGCCUUGGAUUUGCUCAGGAAGAUCAGGCUAGAUGUAGUCCACUACAGUAUCAUCAUUGAUAGUCUCUGCAAAGAAGGGAACUAUGAUGAUGCGCUCAGCCUUUUCAGUGAAAUGGAAACGAAAGGUAUCAAAGCAAAUGUUACUACUUACAACAUUCUCAUAGGCAGCUUCUGUAAAGCUGGAAGAUGGGAUGAUGGUGCAGAGUUGUUGAGGGAUAUGAUCACAAGAAAAAUCACCCCUGACGUCAUUACUUUCAAUGCAUUGAUCGAUUGUCUUGUGAAAGAGAGAAAACUUAAGGAGGCUAAGGAAUUGUACAAUGAGAUGAUCACAAGGGGGAUAGAUCCUGAUACCUUUACAUAUAACUCUUUGAUAGAUGGUUUGUGCAUUGAAAACCGCUUAGAUGAAGCCAACCAGAUGAUGGAUGUGAUGGUUAGCAAGGGAUGUGAUCCUGAUAUAGUGACGUUUAAUAUUCUCAUUAAUGGAUACUGUAAGGCUAAACUUGUUGACGAGGGGAUGAAGAUAUUCCGUGAGAUUUCUCUGAGAGGGUUGGUUGCUGAUACAGUCACGUAUAGCACACUUGUUCAAGGGUUUUGUGAAGUGGGAGAACUCGACGUUGCUAAACAAAUCUUCCAAGAGAUGGUUUCUCGAGGUGUUCAUCCUAAUAUUAUCACGUACCGUAUUUUGCUGGAUGGGUUGUGUGACAAUGGAGAAGUAAAAGAAGCAUUGGGAAUACUCGAUAAAAUGCACAAGUGUAAGACUGAUGUUGAUAUUGGGAUGUGCAAUGCAAGGAGAGUCGAUGAUGCUUGGGAGUUAUUCUCUAGCCUCAAAGGAGUGAAGCCUGAUGUUAAAACGUACAAUAUAAUGAUCUCAGGACUAUGUAAGAAAGGGUCAUUGUCUGAAGCGGAUAUGUUGUUUAAAAAGAUGGGAGAGGAAGAUGGGAUUGAGCCUAAUGACUUUACAUACAACACACUUAUCAGAGCACAUCUCCGAAGCAACGAUGUAGCCACUUCAGUUGAGCUCAUUGAAGAAAUGAAGAGGUGUGGAUUCUCUGCAGAUGCUUCCACCAUGAAGAUGAGACUUCCUCCUUGCAGAGACAAAAGGUUUGUGUUUUCCUCUUCUUCAACUGCCUUAGCGUCUCGUGGUGAACAUUUAAAAAAAGGCUGUUCUGAGCAAAUGCUGUAA
Molecule: messenger RNA, 1920 nt
Organism: Eruca vesicaria subsp. sativa (arugula)
Lineage: Eukaryota; Viridiplantae; Streptophyta; Magnoliopsida; Brassicales; Brassicaceae
Source: the annotation of a GenBank genome assembly